UUAAAAAUAGCUGGCACACGAGAAAAUAUAAAAACAAAACAGUAAAAAUUAAACAGUGACAAUUCUGUCACGAACAAUAAAAGUGAAUGUUAAUUAUUUCAUUAAUUACGAUAAUAUGGAAGACGAAUUUAAGAGGCCAAAGGUUGCUUGGAGUGACGAUUUGAGUCAUGAUUCCGAGGAAGAGAGAGAGCGCGAGCGCCUCGCUCAACUCGAGAAAGAACUAGCCGAAACGCCAAUCAAGCCUUCCUAUGACCCUGAAGAGUUGCACAAGCUGAUCGGCUACAUCAUGAGGAUCACGACACUCUACGAUUUACGCGAGGAAGAUUGGACCGAAGACGUGAAGCAUGGCAUCGAGGAGUGGCUUUUAGAACCGAGAUCUUUGAUCCUAUGCAUUUAUUUUAGAGGCGACAAGUUGAAGUCGAUCAGCGACAUCCCACUGUCGCCGGUGUACGAUCUUACGUAUUUCAUUCGCGCGCCCGACUUCGUUUUCAAGUCUGAUACAUUUCACGAUGACAUAAUCUUUGGUACUUUCGUUGAUUCGGUCGAGUCGAACGUUAUACAGAUCCUGGAAAACGUUUACGCCCCGUAUUUCUUUGCCGUCAACGCCUGGCCCGAUAGCGUAAAAAGCGAAUUCUGCUCUCAAAUCCACACGUUUUUGGCGAAGCUAACGGACAUGUAUUACAAAAUGCUCGGUCUCACCGUAUUGUAUAUACCUAGAGAGGGACAGCAGCUGACGUUCGAACAGGCCAGCGCAGACCGGGAGCUGGUGAAAAGGCUGGAAGGGGUUGUGGUAUACUGGACGCAUCAGAUCAAAUCGUGCUUGGAGGACCAUGCGUUUGUGGCGUCACAGAAAGAGCUCUUGUGCCCGAGUGAUGAAUACGACUUUUGGAUAUAUCGGCACGAAAACUUAAAUGCCCUGCUAUACCAAUUGAAGAAUCCAGCGGUAAGACACAUCACGAAAACACUGGUGACCACACACUCGACUUUCAUUCACCAAUUCCAAACUCUUUGCCAAGAAGUCAUUCAGAAGAUCAACGAAGCCACUUCCAACAUUGAAUACUUACAAGUGAUCAAACAGCCUUGUGCGAUUUUGGAAUGCGUCAUAGAUCCCGAUGAAAUAGCCAAACACGUUCCCCAAAUAAUCAAUCUGUUCAGAUUUAUCUGGAUGGAGUCCCCAUAUUACAACUCCGAGGCCAGAAUAACAAAUUUAUUCAAGGCCCUGAGCAAUCAAAUCAUAAUACUGUGCAGGAAUUACGUAAAUCUAGACGAGCUGUUUGAGGGGGAAACUAAGAAAGCGCUCGGUGAAUUCACAAAGUGCAUUGAGUGUUGCAAGAAAUACCGCGAAAUUUACGACACGAUGGCCGAGGCUCACUGCGAUUCGAAGCCAGACUCUUGGAAUUUGGACACUGGUAGCAUUUUCAAUUACAUCGAUUCCUUCGUUCAGAGGUGCUUUGAUAUGUUAGAAGUUUGUAACUGCAUGAUUAUUUUUGGAAGGAUCGACGAACUAGAACACAUCAAUAAGCCGAUGUUCAGUGGCGCUCGCGGUGACCAGUUCGAGGCUAAAUGCGAUCAAAUUGAGCACAUGUUUCAAGAUGCGCUACUCAACGUCCGCAGAGUGUCGCGCGCCAUACUAGACGUCCAGGCGCCGGCCUGGUACGACGAUAUCCUGCAGUUCAGGACUGUCAUCAAGGAUAUUGAGAUUAUCAUAGAGAACUUGGUGGAGUCAGUCUUUGAAGGUGUGAAUCACGUGGAAGAGGCUGUGGUCGCUCUGUUUUCGCUCAACAAUUACUCCAAGCGGAAGAGUUUGAAACGGAUUUUCAAGAAGAAAACUGCAGAGGUUUGGGCGAUGUUUAGCGACGAGGUACAGGAAGCUAAAAAGGAUAUGGUCUCGAAUCGAGGUCAGUUUCCAGCUGAUCUGCCGUCCUUUGCAGGGCGAGCUAUUGUACUCAAGACGAGGAAAAACAGACUUGUGUACUUGAAAAAGGUGAUGACUGAUGCCUCAGUAUGGAUGAUGGCGUGCAGUAACUCGGAAGACGUUAUCAUGCACGUAAACAGACUGAUGGGCGCCAUCGAUGUUGCCAUACGCGAACUGUGGAUUUCCUGGACGCACAAUUUAGAUGAAAAAUGUAGCGCGGGCUUGAACAGGACCUUGAUGCGGAAGAGCGCAGAGAACUUAGGACUCUUGGAGUGCAACAUCGAUAUGAACAUUUUGGAUCUUUGUAAGGAGGCAGCACAUUGGGAAAACUUGGGACAAGAUAUCCCAUUGCACGCUUAUCAGGUAUACAUGAAAAGCAAAACUAUUUACUAUGUUUACGAAAGCGUGUUGGCCGUGGUUAAGGGAUACAACAAGAUAAUCGACUCGCUGUCUGACGAUGAAAGAUUACUCUUCAAGCCUAUGAUUACAGCUUGCGACAAGAAAGUACAGCCGGGCAUUUCAAAAUUAACUUGGACUUCAAAUAUGUCCGACGCCUACAUUGCCGAUUGCGUUACACAAAUUGGAGAAUUUCAAGACUUUUUAACGACGUACAAGAAUUGCAAUGUUAAUUUAGUGAAAAUCAUGGAGAAAAUAUGCGACACUCCACUGAUCGAGUUUGACGUCUAUAAUGUUUUUGAGAUCAAAGACUUACGAGCUAAAAUACGAACUAUGCAAGCAGGGGCUGCUUCUAAAAUAUUGGACAUGUACAAGGAAAUUGUGAUUUAUAUAAUCAUAGUUUAUGAGGGUUUCGAACCGUAUAUACCUCAGAUGGCUGAAUAUUGGGUUCGGUACGUGAGAAGGUUUGAUCGUUUAUUAGAAGACGCACUAAGGUUAGCUAUCAAAGGAACUAUGCAGAACAUUUAUAAAUGUGUUCACGGUGAUGGGACAAUGGCGCCGGCACCUCUUAUAAAAAUGAAACUUUUCUUGACCGGAAAAGAUAUCGUUUACGUACCAACCGAACAGGAAAUAAAGGAUACAUUCAAUUCUAUCCUCGAGGAGAUCGUUCAUAUAUUGAGCACAGUUCCGAGAUUAUUCGAGAAGUUUGCGUUGCCCGCCGGCGGACUUAGGAGGUUUUAUGAAGCGAUACAAAUCGACCUUGAUUGUAAUAAAUUACAGUCGCUUAUUGACGCCGAAAUUGAAUACAAUUUAUCGCUCAUCAAUGAUCAUAUAUGCAUGUGGGAUCCUUACGCGCAUAUUUGGAACGUAAACAAGGAUCAGUUUUUAGAACAGUAUCGCUUAGAGAAGCACACGGCGGCAGAAUUUGAUGCUUUGAUAAUUAAUUACAGCAACUUAGCCAAUAGCGUUCAGAUACAGGAGACCAUCAAUCAGAUACAUUUCGUCACGCUCAAUUCGAAUCAUUUGAAGAAAUCAAUAAUCGCUCACUGCCUGGUUUGGCAAACGAAACUGGGUGAGCUUCUACGAAAGAUUACUGAAAGCGACAUUGAUAAAGUAUACGUAUAUGUGGAAAAGAGUAGUGAAGACGCCAUGAAAAUGCCCGCCGACUUAAAUCAAUUGGCCUCAGCCAUCGCCACGUACGAGCAUCUGAUGUCCGAUAUCAGCCGGGUCCAGCACACCUUCCCGCCCAUCACUGACCAAAUGCAGACUUUGGCGAAAUUUGAAGUAGAACUAAGUUCCGAUAUGGUCGCUCGUCACGAGAAUAUACCAGUCAUUUGGGCGGAAUAUUUAGCGCUAUUGGAAGAAGCGAAAAAAGCCUUAGAAUUGAAUAAGGACAAGUUUAAAGCGGACUUAUUGGAGCAAGCUGAGGUUUUCAAAGAAGCAGCCAAGACUUUCUGUGAAGAUUUUUAUGAAACUCUACCCUGUAGUUCUGAGGUCACCGGAAAAGAUGCCAUAUCCCAAUUAAAAGCGUUCAGAGAUCAAUUGAAUGCCCUCCGCGCACAAGAACAGCAGAUCAGAGAUGGGCUCGCGGUCUUUAAUUUAACGACACCAGUAAAUCUGGACCUGCAAAAGAUGGAAAAAGAACUGGAAAAGCUGGAAGAGGUUUGGGGAUUAGUUUUUCAAUGGGAGGAGUCGUGGGAAAAAUACAAAACUCAAACGUUCUGGGAGAUGGAAACCGAUGAAAUGGAAGAGAACGUUAUGUUUUUGUUUCGUAACUUUAAUAGAUUAUCAAGGCAGCUGAAAGAUAAAGGAUGGGACGUCAUUGAGACAACGCGGGUAAAGGUGGACGCAUUUAGGCGCACUCUGCCUCUAAUUGGUGACUUGAAGAACCCGUGCAUGAGAGAGAGGCAUUGGGAACGAAUCAAAACUUUGAUGGCGGUAGAGUUUGAUGAGAAUUCGGAAGAUUUCAAACUAGAGGUCAUAAUGCGUCUCAACUUCCAAGCAUACUCAGAUGAAAUAGCAGAAAUAUCGAAUGCUGCCACAAUGGAAUUGAAUAUAGAAAACGGAUUGAAGGCCAUCAGAGAAGUGUGGAAGAACACGACUUACGAGAUGCAACAGCACAAGGGAGAAAUGUAUAGAAUUAAGAAUGUCGAAGACGUUAUGCAGUUCUUGGAGGAUCAUCAAGUGCAACUGUCGUCGAUGAAAUCAACCAAAUACGUUGAGCCGUUCAUAAAGGAAGUCGAUUACUGGGAAAAGUCUUUGGGCUAUGUUGCCGAGUGUAUUGAGAUUGCAUUGCAAGUGCAACGACGUUAUUUGUAUCUCGAAAGUAUUUUUUGCGGUGAAGACAUAAGAAAACAAUUGCCGAGCGAAGUGCAAAUAUUCGAUGCGCUGACGGAUGACUGGACUGAGAUAACGAGCAACAUGUACGCGGGAACAAAUGCUGUGGAGGCUUGUCUGUAUAACCCUGCUCCGUACGUGUAUAAUAAGUUAAACUCGAUGGUUGACAAUUUGGAUGGUAUAUUAAGAGCACUGGAAAAGUAUUUGGAAACAAAACGCCAAUUAUUCCCGAGAUUUUAUUUCGUUUCUAAUGAUGAUAUGCUUGAGAUUUUGGGAAAUUCGAAAAAGCCACAGCUUAUUCAAACACAUUUGAAAAAGCUGUUUGAUAACGUUAACAAGAUUCGAAUCGACAAGAAUGCCCUAGGUCUUCCAGUCGCUAAAGCCAUGAUGUCUGAAGACGGAGAAUGUAUUGAAUGGAAAUAUAAUUUGGUAUUGGAUGGUCCUGCUGAAGUGUGGUUACUUGGCUUGGAGCAUACCAUGAGAGUAGUUCUGAGAGAGCAAUUGAUACUGACUCGAGCAGCUUUGAGGAAAUGUCGUUACCAACGCGAACAAUGGAUCAAUGAUUGGCCCGGACAGCUCGGGAUUACGGCUAGCAAGAUCCAAUGGACGUCAGAUUGCACAAGAACUUUGUGCCGAUGCGAAAUCAUGAACGAAAAAAAACCGAUGAAGAAAUUGCGCAAGAAACAAAAUCAAAUAUUGAGCACCUUACAAAUGAUGUCGAGGAAGGAGAUUUCGAAGAUACUGAGGUGUAAAGUCAACGCUUUGUGCGUCAUAGAGAUACACUCCCGGGAUAUGGUCGAUAAGAUGUAUAAAUUAGGUUGUAUGACAGUUUCUGCGUUCGAAUGGUUUUCUCAGCUGAAGUUCUACUGGGAUAGAGAACGAGAAGACUGCUACAUUCGACAGACAAAUACGAACUCUAUUUACACAUACGAAUAUAUCGGGAAUUCUGGACGUUUGGUCAUUACACCGCUCACUGACAGAUGCUAUAUAACGUUAACAACAGCCCUCCAUCUGUUCCGAGGAGGAAGUCCUCAGGGUCCAGCUGGUACAGGAAAGACUGAGACCACUAAGGAUCUUGGCAGAGCUCUGGCUCGAUGGGUGGUUGUGACCAAUUGCUCUGAUGGGUUGGACUAUAAGUCGAUGGCGAAAUGCUUUGCAGGUAUAGCCCAAAGUGGAUGCUGGGGAUGCUUUGACGAGUUCAAUCGCAUCAACAUUGAGGUGCUCUCGGUGGUCGCUCAGCAAAUCCUGGCCGUACUGUUGGCACUGUCUCUGUACCAGAAGAAGUUCGUCUUCGAAGGUUCCGAGAUCAAACUGGACGGCAACUGCGGAAUAUUCAUAACGAUGAACCCUGGGUACGCGGGACGAACCGAACUACCCGAUAAUCUCAAGUCAAUGUUCCGUCCCAUCGCGAUGUGUGUGCCGGACUCGCUCAUCAUAGCCGAGAACACUUUGUUCUCUGAUGGAUUCACCGCAUACAAAAUUAACGCUAAGAAGGUGUUCACGUUGUACCAACUCGCAACGCAACAGCUCUCCAAACAGGAUCACUACGACUUUGGACUUAGGUCGAUGGUCGCCUUACUCCGGUACGCCGGAGUGAAGAGACGCGCCUACCCUCAUCUACCGGAACAAGAGAUGGUAAUCUUGGCGAUGCGCGACAUGAAUGUGGCUCGUUUGACAGCCAAAGACGUGCCGCUCUUCGACGGCAUCAUGCAAGACAUCUUCCCUGAUGUGGAGAUUCCGACCUUGGACUACGAGCUGCUGGAGACAGCUAUCGCGGCGGAGAUGAGACAGGCCGGGUUGCAGCCAACGCGAGCUGCGCUGCACAAAGUGAUACAAACUUUUGAGACCAAGAACUCUCGCCAUUCUAGCAUCCUGCUGGGAGACACCAACACCGCCAAGUCGGUUUCCUGGCGCAUGCUGUCCGCUACCAUCAGUCGUCUGUGCAGAGAGAACGUCCCGGGCUUCGAGAACGUCCAGGUCCACCCCAUGAACCCGAAGGCUCUGACGCUGGGAGAACUAUACGGGGAGUACAACCUGGCCACUGGGGAGUGGAAGGACGGGGUUCUGUCGUCCAUCAUGAGGACCAUUUGUCAAGACGAAUCUCCGGAUCAGAAGUGGAUUAUCUUCGACGGGCCCGUUGAUGCCAUUUGGAUUGAGAACCUUAAUUCGGUGAUGGACGAUAACAAGCUCCUCACGUUGGUCAACAGCGAGAGGAUCUCCAUGCCGAGACAAGUGUCUCUAUUAAUCGAGACUCUGGACUUGGCUGUGGCCUCUCCAGCUACUGUCUCCAGAAACGGCAUGGUGUACAACGACUACAAGGAUUGGGGCUGGUGGCCAUACGUCAACUCUUGGUUGGAGACCAUCAGUGACUUGGAGUAUCGGGAAAUGCUCCGGCGGCACUUUCAAAAUAUUCUGACCCCGGUACUGGAGCUGAAGCGGCUACAGCUGACUGAGGGUCCGUCGGUGCGCGGCCAGGAGCUGACCGGGGUGCGCGCCCUGUGCAGACUGCUGGGCCUGCUCCCCCCGCCCGCCGCCCCGCUGCCCGACGAGGAGGACAAUGAGAACUUUUCCAAGAUGCGAUUUUUGUUUGCUUUGGUGUGGUCGGUGUGCGCGACCCUCGAGGAAGAGUCGCGUCGCAAGAUCGACAACUGGAUCCGGGAGCACGAAGGCAUCUUCCCGCUGAAGGACACGGUGUACGAUUACUACGUGGACGAGAGGCUGCGGCAGUUCAAGCCCUGGGAGGACAAGCUGCCCGACAACUGGAGGUUCAAUGCCGGUCUGGGUUUCCACACGAUCUUGGUGCCGACCGUGGAGUUCAUCCGAGUUCAGAUAGUGGCCUUGGAGAUGCUGCGGGCCGGUCGCGGCGUGCUGGUUGGUGGCGCCACCGGGACAGGGAAGACGUUCCUCGUCCAGGGAACGUUGGCCAGCCUCGACCCGGACAGGUACAGCACGCAGGUCAUCAACAUGUCUGCCCAGACCACGGCCGCGAACGUCCAGGAUAUUAUUGAGGCAAGACUCGAGAAGAGAACCAAAGGGAACUAUGUGCCAGCCGGAGGCAAGAAGAUGAUAGCGUUCCUAGACGAUAUAAACAUGCCGGUGCGGGACGAGUACGGGUCGCAGCCCCCGCUGGAGCUGGUCCGCCUGUGGAACGACUACGGCUACUGGUUCGACCGGCAGAAGCAAUGGCGCAAGAACGUUAAGGACAUGGUGCUGUGCGGGGCCGCCGGACCGCCGGGGGGCGCCCGCAGCGCGCUGCCCCCCCGCCUGCUGUCCUGCUUCCAUGCCUUCUACCUGCCGCCCCCCACGCAGUCCCAGCUCAUCAAGAUCUUCGGGACGAUGCUAUCCCAACAUCUCCAGGAGUUCGACGAGGAGACUAAAAGUGUCGGUAAAAUCGUCCUCGCGGCCACGAUCGACAUGUUCAACAAUAUCGUGGCCAAGCUCCUGCCGACUCCGAGCAAGAUGCAUUAUUUGUUUAAUCUGAGGGACAUCUCCAAGAUAUUUCAGGGUCUCCUCCGCAGCAACAAGGACUACACAAACACGAAGCCGCGAUUCCUUAGGCUUUGGAUCCACGAGUGUUUCAGAGUGUUCGGUGAUCGACUUACCGAAGAGAAGGAUCGCGACUGGUUCAUGAACCAAGUGAGCGACAUGUUGGGUAAGCACUUCGAGCUGACGUUCCACGCUCUGUGCCCGAGCAAGAGUCCUCCGUUGUUUGGACAUUUCCUCAACCCCUUCGAAGUUUACGACGAUUUAAACGACCCCGCCGCUCUGAGGAGGUACAUAGCCAAUCAGAUGGAGGAGUACAACAGCUGUCCCGGCGUCGUGAAGAUGGAUUUGGUUCUGUUCAAGGACGCGAUCGAGUACAUUGUUCGUAUUGUCCGGGUCAUAUCGCAGCCGAGGGGCCACAUGCUGUGCGUCGGCAUUGGUGGCUCCGGACGUCAGAGUUUAACUCGCGUCGCGUCUUACAUCUGCGAGUGUAAUUCUUUCCAAGUUGUAGUCACGAAGACUUAUGGAGUGAAAGAUUUUCGUGAAGAUUUGAAGGUCCUGUACACCAGUUGCGGAGUGGACUCCAAGAAGACGACGUUUAUAUUCUGCGACACUCAAAUCGUGGAGGAGACUUUUACAGAGAUAAUCAACAACCUGCUCAGCAGUGGAGAGGUCACCAACCUGUACAAGCCGGACGAGUUUGAGGAUAUCAAACAGGCCUUAGAGAAGCCCAUGAAGGCAGCGAAUUUGAUGCAGACCGCGGAGGCCGUGUACUUGUUCCUGGUGGACAGGGUUCGCGCCAACAUGCACAUCGUGCUCUGCUUCAGCCCCAUCGGGGAUGACUUCAGGAAUCGCAUCCGGCAGUACCCGGCGCUGAUCAACGCGACCACCACGAACUGGUUCUUGGAGUGGCCGCGGGAGGCGCUGCUCGAGGUGGCCUACAAGUUCUUGGACGGGGUCGAGCUGCUCGCCUCCAUUACCGGACAACGGGUGCGUAGGAAGGAGUCUGUGAUCGAGAGUAGGGAGGACUCCCUGCGUGCUUCGGUGGCGUCCAUCAUGUCUCUGGUCCACUCGUCGGUCGGGAAGUACUCGGUGAAGAUGUGGAACGAGAUGAGGAGGACCAACUACGUCACCCCCACCAACUAUCUGGAGCUGGUGACCGGAUACAAAGAAAUGUUAAAAGCGAAACGCUUCGAAGUAGCGCUACAGGCGAACAAGCUGAGAAACGGUCUCGGUAAAGUCGAGGAGACGACCAAACUCGUCGGGCAGAUGUCUGAAGAAUUGGCGGUCGCUCAGGUUCAAGUGGCCGAGUACACGGAUCAGUGUAUCGAGUACAUGGGCGUGAUCAACGCGCAGCAACGGAACGCGGACGAGCAGCAGCGCAGCGUGGCGGCGCGCAGCAAGAAGACGCAGGAGGAGGAGGUGCAGUGCAAGAAGCUGGCCGACGCCGCCAUGCGGGACCUCGCCAGCGCCAUGCCCGCGCUCGAGGAGGCCGUCAAGGCCCUGGACGCGUUGAACAAGAAAGACAUAACCGAAGUGAAGUCCUACGCCAAGCCUCCUCAAAAAGUCGAGAUGGUCCUCGAAGCUGUGCUCAUACUACUGCAGAAAGAGCCGACCUGGGCCGAAGCGAAGCGCCAGCUCGGCGACCAGUACUUCCUCGACCGGCUCCGGGAGUUCGACAAGGACAACAUUUCCGAUAAGACGCUGAAGAAGAUCGGCACUUACACGGCCAAGCCGGACUUCGACCCCGAGAUUGUCGGUACCGUGUCCCUGGCGGCCAAGUCGCUCUGUCUCUGGGUCAGGGCCAUCGAGAAGUACGGCAAGGUUUACAAGAUAGUAAAACCGAAAAAGGAACGUUUGGAAGAGGCGCUAGAGUCGCUUCGUAUGAAGCAACAGAUCCUGGCCGAAGCCCGGGCGAAGCUACGCGAGCUGAGCGAGAUGAUAGCGCGUCUUCAGAAGGAGUACGACGAGAAAGUCGCCCAGAAAGACGAGCUGGAGAGGAAAUCGAAGCUGCUGCAGCUGAAGCUGGAAAGGGCUGAAGCUCUGAUCACUGGGCUUUCAGGUGAAAAGGAACGGUGGGCAUUGACUGUGGAAAGACUCGACGAGGAGUUCACGAGGCUGCCCGGAGACUGUCUGCUGGCUACGGGCUUCGUGGCGUACCUUGGACCUUUUGUUUCUGUAUAUAGGGAGGACUUGCUCGAUCAUUGGUUCAAAGAGGUAUUCAACGAAGAAGUUCCGGUCACUAUGGAGUUGAGCAUGAAGAACUUUUUACUCGACGACGCGAUUCUCAGGGAUUGGAACUAUAUGGGUUUGCCGGAUGACAAUUUUAGCGCAGAAAACGGUAUAAUAGUGGUGAGAGCCACGCGGUGGCCCCUCGCCGUCGACCCUCAAGGUCAGGCCCUCAUUUGGAUAUCCAAACUUGAAGAACCUAAUGGCAUACAGGUAGUCGACUUCGGGCAGCCUAACUAUUUGAAAGUUAUGGAGUCAUGUCUAAUGGAAGGGAAGCCGGUAAUCAUUCAAAACGUUGGCGAGAUUCUAGAUCCUUCCAUAGCCCCGAUCUUGGACAAGGCCAUCGUGAAAAUCGGGAAUGAUCUGGUCAUAAAGUUUAAUGAGAAAAUGAUACCUUAUAAUACCAAGUUCAAAAUGUAUUUGACCACUAAGCUCGGUAAUCCCGUUUAUACACCCGAGACCCUGACGAAGACCACAAUGGUGAACUUUGCUGUCAAAGAAGAAGGUCUGACGGCGCAGUUGCUCGGCAUAGUCGUCAGGAAGGAGCGGCCGCAGCUCGAACAGAUGAAGGAUAGUUUGGUUAUGACCAUAGCCAACAAUAAAAAAGUCUUGGUGGACCUCGAGAACGAUCUGCUGCGGAUCAUGUACGAGUCCCAAGUGCCGCUGCUGGAGAACGAAGAGCUGUUCGUCACGCUCCAGAUCUCACAGCGAACGUCUGAGGAAGUCAAGGAGGCGCUGAUCACGUCUCAGGUCACCGAGAAGGAGAUUGAUGCUGCAAGACAGGGAUACGUGCCAGUCGCGGUGCGGGCCUCCGUGCUCUUCUUCGCUCUGAACGACUUGUCGCGUAUCGACCCGAUGUACCAGUUCUCUCUGGAAGCGUACAUAGACUUGUUCACUUACUCCAUAGACAAAAGCCCCAAAGGAGGCGAACUGGAAGACAGGAUUAAUAAUUUGAAUGAAUAUCACACGUACUCUGUUUAUAAGAACACGUGCCGCGCGCUGUUCGAGCGACACAAGCUGCUGCUCUCGUUCCACAUCGUGUCCCGGAUCCUGUUCCAAAUGAACAAGAUGAGCGCGCACGAGUACCUGUUCCUGCUGAAGGGCGGCGUCGUCCUGGACAGAUCCGAACAACCCGAGAAUCCUACCAACUGGAUGCCGGACGAGUGCUGGGACAACGUGACGGAGCUGGACAAGCUGCCGGGCUUCCACGGGGUGGUCGACGCCUUCGAGACCUUCAGCAAGGACUGGAGGGACUGGUACCUCCACCCGGAGCCGGAGUCGCAGCCGCUCAUAGGCGAAUGGAACGACAUCUGCAACGACUUCCAGAAGAUCCUGUUCAUCCGCUGCCUGCGCGCGGACCGCGUGUCCGCCUGCGUCACCGCCUUCAUCGUCAGCGUGCUGGGCGCCCGCUACGUGGAGCCCCCCGUGCUCGACAUCAAGCAAGCCUGGGAGGAGUCCACGUGGAAGACGUCGCUGCUGUUCGUGCUGUCCCCGGGAGUGGACCCCACGGCCUCGCUCAUCCAGCUGGCGCGCGACGUCAAGAUGGCGGACAAGUUCCAGUCCCUCAGUCUCGGGCAGGGACAGGCGCCGGCCGCCGUCAGGCUGCUGAGCCGCGGCAUGCGCGAGGGCGGGUGGGUGUACCUGGCGAACUGCCACCUGGCGUGCGCGUGGCUGGCGGGGCUGCGGCUGGACGCGUCGCGCGUGCACGCCCGCUUCCGCCUGUGGCUGUCGUCGCUGCCCGACGCGCGCUUCCCGCUCGCCGUGCUGCAGCGGAGCAUCAAGAUGACGACGGAGCCGCCCCAGGGCCUCAAAGGGAAUCUGGUUCGUAUAUACGCGAACAUGAACGAGGAUCGCUUCGACGAAGCGACGCCGAAGUAUCGACGGCUCCUGUUCUGCGUCUCGUUCUUCCACUGCACGCUCAUCGCCAGGAAGCGGUUCCGGCAGCUCGGAUACAACGCCGUCUACAGCUUCAACGAUGCCGACUUUGACGUAUCAGAUAAUUUGCUGUCUAACUACUUGGAGGAAUACGAUGAGGUUCCGUGGGAUGCUUUACGUUAUCUGUUCGCGAUCAUCAACUACGGAGGACACAUCACGGACGAUUGGGACAAGCGCGUGCUGAUCGCUUACAUCAAUCAGUUCUUUUGCGAGGAAGCUCUCGAUACACCGUUUUAUAGACUGUCGUCGAUGCCGUCGUACCACAUCCCGCGCGACGGCAGCCUGGAGUCGUACCGCGACUUCCUGGAGCUGCUGCCUGGGUACGAGCGCGCGGAGUCCGUCGGGCAGCACGCCUCCGCCGACGUGGCCACCCUGGCGCAGGAUGCGUUGAUAAUGUGCUCCACGCUGUUCGCUCUGGCUUCCACCGGGGGAGGCGGGGGGGGCAGCGGGGACGACCAGAAGGUGAACGAGCUGGCGGCGGAGAUGCUCUCAAAGCUCCCGAACAAGAUUGACGUGGAGACCACGGAGAGAAUGAUGGGGCCGGAGAUUGUGAUGCCCAUGUGCGUCUCCCUGCUACAGGAGAUUGGCUACUACAAUACCCUGCUGACCGGCAUUGUGGGCGGGCUCAAGGAGCUCCGACGCGCCAUCGAGGGUCUGGUCGUGAUGUCCGAAGUGCUGGAGGACAUGAACACUUGCAUCUUCGAGGGGAGGGUGCCGAUUUUUUGGCAGAAAGGUCGUCCGUCGAUGAAGCCGCUAGGGUCGUGGUGCCGCGAGCUGUGUCUCCGCGGGACGCACCUGGCGGCGUGGGCCGGCGCCCCGCGCGCCCCGCCCACGCUGUGCUGGCUGCCCGCGCUCGUCGCUCCGACCGGCUUCCUCACCGCCGUCAUGCAGACCACGGCCCGUGGCGAGGGUUGGCCCAUAGACACGCUGUGCUGGGAGUUCACCGUUAUGCCGCUCGAGGAAACCGCCUUCGUCCGCCCUCCGAGAGAUGGUGGGGUUUACAUCAGAGGCCAAUACUUGGAAGGGGCGAGCUGGUUUAAGAAAGAAGGGUAUCUACAGGAACCCCUUCCCAUGCAGCUGGUGUUUCCCAUGACGCCAAUACACUUCAAGCCGAUCAGAGCCACCGGGAGACGACUGAAGAACCGGUACACGUGCCCUUGUUACUACUACCCGCUGCGGCAGGGAGCGUUCGUGGUGGCCGUGGACCUACCGUCUGGGAAGGAGUCCUCCGAUUUCUGGGUUAAAAGAGGAACGGCCUUGUUGUGUACUUUAGCUACGUAAAUAAAUAUAUUAAUGAA
This is a messenger RNA of Bombyx mori (domestic silkworm), 13593 nucleotides long. It is a transcript of the gene kl-2, whose product is annotated as dynein axonemal heavy chain 2. The coding region runs from base 116 to 13576 and encodes 4486 amino acids. Gene Ontology annotation, molecular function: minus-end-directed microtubule motor activity; dynein intermediate chain binding; dynein light intermediate chain binding. The record is from RefSeq and is a predicted model, not a curated record. The transcript is spliced from 79 exons. Gene Ontology annotation, biological process: microtubule-based movement. NCBI's taxonomy places the organism in Eukaryota, Metazoa, Arthropoda, Insecta, Lepidoptera, Bombycidae. Gene Ontology annotation, cellular component: dynein complex.